AAGAAAUUGUUUCUUAUUAGCUAUGAAUAGAGAUUCAAGUACACUUAUUUAGUUUUAAAUAUAAAGUGCAAUGAUUAGAGGAGAAUGUGCACAUAAGAUAGUUGUGGAUAAUCUGGAGAACGGCGAAAUUAUAAAUCAUACAUUACUUCUAAUUAAAGGCCACAUCCAUCAGCAGUUGCGAUCAUUGCCAAUAAACACCUCAAAAAAGUGCGGGGAGCAGCAAAUUGUAUUGCGACUGCGGCAACUGUUAAAGCAGCACGAAAGUAACGUGGAAAUUAGCGCCUGGGAGUUGAAGCAACAAGCGCAAAUAUCAAGAAAUGGUCAGUUCAAACUGCUUUUAGAUCUGGAUCAGCAUGUGUCAGUGACAGAGUAUGAACAAGUACCAUUGCAACUAGAUUUUAAUUUCUGUAACGCUGUACACCAAUUGGAGCUUUCAUACGAAUCUUCCGAUAACCAUUAUCGCUUACAGCCAUUGUAUAUUACAUGUUAUAAUCAGAAUCCACCCGCGGAGUAUGUCCGUGAAAAUUUAGAAAAAAUCAAUUUGAAUCUACGUUUGGUCCAGUGCGUAUAUUCCGAACAGUUAAAAGCUGCUGGUUUCGGGAGGCAUACAUUCAAAUUAAAUGGCGACUGUGAAGAAUUUGAAACGCGCCUAACCUGUGAGGAAGUGUGGCAGCAAAACGAGAAUAGUUUGUGGCAAAAUUUUGCACAAGAGCUACUUAACUCUAACACCUGGGGUGGAGAAACAAAACUAAAGUUUGUUGCAUUCAUUGGUUGUACGAAAUACAAUGGUGCAGAGGUAGCUGCCUCAGGGGAUUUUUCAUAUGAAAACAUUCGCCGUCAUUUAAAGGGCCACGCGGCAUUAGGUGGUGGUGGUCUGGCGCUUUUUGGCGCCGCUUAUUUGUACUCUUGGCCGCAUUCUUGUAAUAAAAUCCACGCGUGCUUUUCCAGCAACAAGAAGGUGGACUUAACGCAAUUUCCAGAUGACAGCAACUAUCGACGUACGUACGGCGGUGUUUAUGCAACUACUCUGGGUGCUGUGGUGCAUGAAAUUGGGCACACCUUUGAUCUUGGUCACACCAAAGACGGUGUAAUGGGCAAUGGUUUCGAUUAUAUUAAUCGCAUUUUCACAGUUGAUAAUCUGACCGAGUAUUUGCCGGAUAGAAUCAUACAUCACGAAUUGGCAAAUGCCACAGCACAUAUAGCAGCUCGUACGCGUUUCACACAACUCAAGCGUACAAACGCGUUUCUUGAGAAGUAUCAUGAACAAAAGACAACCGACUCUUUUUAUUUUACUCGCAAUUGUGCGAUCAUUUUAUCGCAACACAAAUGGUUCAGAAAUUACAAUAAAAGCGCUGAUGAAGAGGAAGGGGCUGAGGCAUUGAUAACAUAUGAUGCGUUUAAUAGUUGUGUGAUAUCCGCGGGAGACAAUCAUCCGCUGUGUCUGAUUGAGGUGCGUUGUACGGAUAGUAGUCUAGUGAAAUACUGGUACGAGUUUCCGUCGGAUAAAAACAAUAGCGCAGUUUAUAAAUUUCACUUGCCAAAGGAGGCGCGUGAAUCACUCGAGAAUAACCAUUAUUUGUUUGUUUUAACACAGACGGGUCUGGUAAAGCGUCUAUGUGAGAGUUAAAAUUCCAUUAUUUACAUUUUGUAGUCUGCUUGCUAAAGCUCUCGUGAUAUCAUCAAAAUUUGCGGGCCUUUAAUACAAUACUAUUUUCAUUACCGCUGACUUUAAUCAACUCAAUCAGAAAGACACUUCGAAAGCAGAAAUUUGCCAGAAAUUAGUAUUUAUUUACGUUUGCGAAUAUGUAUUA
Molecule: messenger RNA, 1811 nt
Organism: Anastrepha obliqua
Lineage: Eukaryota; Metazoa; Arthropoda; Insecta; Diptera; Tephritidae
Exons: 2
Coding region: 71-1627 (518 amino acids)
Source: RefSeq, a predicted model, not a curated record